AAAAGAGGCUUAUUUGACAUACAUAUAAACAAAAGUAAAAAAAAUAGAGACCCCUCUUUUCGAAUAUCUGUCUAUUUCAAUGAGUGUCAAAAAAUUUCCUUGGAAGUCUUUCCUUAAAUAUAUCCUUUUCGGCUAUAUAAUUGGACUAUCAAUUACAUUCACUUGGUUUCUUUAUCAUUUCUCUAAAUUUGAAUAUCUGCAGAGAAAAUCAACUCUUCUAGUACUUGCAAUACUUCUUCUAUAUGGAUUUCUUUUGGCAUUUAACAAAAAUAUCAGAUGUAUUUCAACACUCAUUUUACCGAUUUUAUUCAGUUCAAAAGGUCGAUCUGUUCUAAUUGCUUCUGCAGUUGUUUUAGCGGCAACAGGACCAACUGUAAAUAUUCUAAGUAACGUUGACAUUCUUAUAGAAAGUAUAUCUUGCGGUCAAGAACAAUUAAAAGGAGCUUUAGAAAAUAUGUUGGAUUUGGUUAAUAGACCUUUGGUAACAGUAAAGAAUGCAAUUAAAGUUUCAAUGGCGGAAAUAAAAAAGGUUCUUAAGCGAGUUGAAGAAGUUCUUUUGAGAAUUCGAAGUUUAACUGUUGAUAUUUUGGAAGCAAUUAAAAAAUCCUUCGACUGGCUUGGUAAUGUCGUUAGUAUGUGCAACAAGGAGCUAGGCACUCCAUUUGAUCGUUGCAUAAAAAUUGCAGAUGAUGCCAUGACUGAUUGUAAAGAACAAAUGGGAAUAUUAGAAGAUUUAUGCAAUGUUACGGAAAUAUCUCGUGCACUUUGCUACAGUGUCAAAUUUAUUGAUGUUAUCUGUGAGUUGGUAGACUUUGUUAGCGAUUCAAUUGUUGCAACCGUUACCGAAAAGCUUCAAAAAUUUACCGAUGACAUUAAAAACAUGUUUUUUGCUUCAAUAAAAUUUGAUCAUGAAUUCAAUUUUAAAACAGUGGCAACCAAGAAUUUGACAACUGUUGGAAGUGACAUUUUGACAGAAAUACAAAAUCAAAUGUCUGAAUUCUUUGUGCUCUUCAGUUGGGUGGAAUUCGUUGGAAGUUUUAUGGUGUUUCUUGUGGUACUGAAAGCAUUGCUAUACAAAAGCAAGUAUUUGACAAGUGAUCAUUUUGAUAAUCAAUUCAUAACAAAAGAUUUCAUUUCAAUCAACAACCAACGAGAGAAAAUGGGAAUGGAUUGCGUUUUGCCUUUAACAAGAAAAGAACGCCGGAAAUACGUCAUGAUAACAUCCCUGACAUUGGUUCGUGCAGAAAUAUUCAACAUGUCCCGUACGAUUUUAUUUCUUACGAUAUCAUCAAUUCAGUUGGCUUGCAUCUGCAUUGCCGACUACUCGUUGUUUUGGUUGUUGUCUAUGAUAAAUGUCUAUGGCCAACAGGAAGCUGGUUUGGAUAUUCCGCCUUUUCUAACUGUCAACAUUUCCGGUGGCGGUUUUACUGCAGAUAUAUUCAAAGGUAUUGUUCAUGCUUUUGAACCUUUGAAGGAGAGCUAUGAAAUAGAUCCAAGGCCUUGUUUACCGAUACCUAGUUUGCCAAAUUUUAAAAGAUAUUGGGAAAUAGGUGGUCUUAUUUUUACUGCUUGGGUUUGUUUGAUUUUACAACCUUACGGUUUGAGGCUUCGUCAAGUAAUUAUGGGUGUAUAUUAUCCGGAUCGGUCGAAACAGCGGGCAUUGUGGCUCUACAAUGAAAUUUUACUAAGGAGAACUAGCUUCAUAAAAUUCGCUAGACGUCAGGCAAGGAACAAGCUCCUCGAGGACGGAAAUGUCAAAGAUUAUUCAUUUCUGGAUUGGAUAAGAGCAAGAACUAAUCAAUAUUGGAUAUUUCGAAAAAUACUUGGUUCUGGUAAAUUAGAAUGUUGCAAUAUCUGUGGAAGUCCAUUGAAAGGAGAAGAAUCAUCUGUCAACUGUCAACAAAUAGGAUGCAAUGAAAUGUAUUGCACAGAAUGCUUUGAAGAAUUGAAUAAUAUUUGUUGUUUGUGUCAAAAGCCAAUUGAUUAUGGUGAUUUAAGUGACAUUUCUGAAGAAAAAGAUUCGUCAGAUGAAUUAGAGGAAAUUCAAGUAACUCAAGACCAAUAACUUAAUAAGCACUAUAAACAAAGAUGUGAAACCGGGGAGGAUGGCGUUGUUAUUGUUAUAAUUUUUUGAUAUUGUUUAAUUUAUUUAUCUUUUUUAAGACAUGUGAAAUUAUAAUAUAAUUUUAAUAAAAAGCUAGCCCUUUGGAGGCCUUGUAUAGAGUAA
Molecule: messenger RNA, 2227 nt
Organism: Episyrphus balteatus (marmalade hoverfly)
Lineage: Eukaryota; Metazoa; Arthropoda; Insecta; Diptera; Syrphidae
Product: DC-STAMP domain-containing protein 2
Exons: 13
Coding region: 80-2065 (661 amino acids)
Cellular component (GO): membrane
Source: RefSeq, a predicted model, not a curated record